This is a messenger RNA of Rhinolophus ferrumequinum (greater horseshoe bat), 309 nucleotides long. Its product is annotated as 40S ribosomal protein S29-like. Gene Ontology annotation, cellular component: cytosolic small ribosomal subunit. Lineage: Eukaryota; Metazoa; Chordata; Mammalia; Chiroptera; Rhinolophidae. Bases 1 to 309 code for a protein of 102 amino acids. The transcript is spliced from 2 exons. The record is from RefSeq and is a predicted model, not a curated record. Gene Ontology annotation, molecular function: zinc ion binding; structural constituent of ribosome.
AUGAAUGAGAGAGGGACCCCAGACCCGUAUACCUGGCUCCCCAGCCAGGAGCAAUGGUGUCAGGGAGAGGAGCCCCCACAACUUCUGGCUGUAAAAAGGAUCCCAGGCCUUUUGCCUCAUUGCAUACAAGGGAGCAAGAUCUGUUACCAGCAGCUCUAUUGGAGCCAUCCAAGGAAAUUCGGCCAGGGUUCUCCUUUUUGCCACGUCUGCUCAAACCAGCUCGGUCUGAUCCAGAAAUACGGCUUCAGUAUGUGUCACCAGUAUUUCUAUCAGUAUGCAAAGGAUAUAGGCUUCAUUAAGUUGGACUAA